Meloidogyne enterolobii is the source of this 621-nucleotide messenger RNA. Lineage: Eukaryota; Metazoa; Nematoda; Chromadorea; Rhabditida; Meloidogynidae. The record is from the annotation of a GenBank genome assembly.
AUGGAACAACUCAAAAAUUUUACAAUGGACAAAGUCUAUCAAAAAAUAUUUUUGCCUGACAACGAAUUUGAUCAAUGGCUUGUAGAACUUGGACUUUUACAUACAACAAUGAUUUGUGAAUGUGGAAAUUUGAUGAUUGUAAGAAAGCCUAAAAAUGGGGAGCGUUAUGGAAGAUGGCGUUGUAACAUUUCAAAAUGUCGAAAAGAAAAAAGUUUUUUGGCUGGGACGUUCUUUAGUGGAUCCCAUGUUACGACCAAAAAUGUUUUUGCGAUGGCAUAUUGGUGGGCAAUGAAGUUUGGAGGGGAAGAGGAUUGGGUGAGGGAGUUUGGAGUUGCUAGUCACACGGUGGUGGAUUGGCGUAAUUCUUUCAGGGAUGUUUGCGCCCAAUAUUUGGAGAAGACGAACAAUAUUAAGAAGGAAAUCGAGGAACCUGGGGAUGAAGAAGUUGAAGAGCCAUUGCCCGUGAAAAGAAAAUACAACAAGGGAGAACUAAAUAAAGAAGUUUGGCUUUAUGGCGGAGAAUGUUUGUGGAGAAAGAAGUUCGGAUCAAGAAAUGAGAUAUUUUACAAUUUUUGGUUUCAUGUCUCACAUAUCUUUCCAUGUUAUAAGGUGACCGAAUAA